AUGGAGGCAACCUUAAGCGUGAUUGGAGUGUUUGGUGGUUUAGGGUUUAUGUUGAUAGUGUUGGUAUAUGCAUGGAUGUUCUUCAAUUGGGUUUGGUUGACCCCAAAGAAUACAGAGAAGUCUCUAAGAGACCAAGGACUCAAGGGAACCUCCUACAAGUUUUUAUAUGGAGACGUGAAAGAGAUCGUGAAGAUGAUAACCGAGGCGAGUUUAAAACCUAUAAACCUAACCGAUGAUAUUCUGCCACGGGUCUUGUCGUUUGCUCAUAAUGCCGUUACCACUCAUGGUAAGAAUUGCUUUACAUGGGCGGGGCCGAAACCUAUACUGCAUAUAACAGAUCCAACAAUGAUACGGGAGAUGUUUGGAAAAUAUGAAGACUUUCAAAAGGCAAAAGGGUCAAAUCCGUUGUUAACAUUGCUAGCAAAAGGGUUGGUGUUAGUCGAGGGCGAUCAAUGGGUGAAACACAGAAAGAUCAUCAAUCCUGCCUUUCAUGUCGAGAAACUUAAGCAUAUGGUACCUGCUUUUUAUGUGAGUUGCGACGAAAUGAUCAAAAAAUGGGAAGACACAUUAAAGGAAGAAAGCUCCUGCGAAAUGGAUGUUUGGCCUCAUCUCACAACAAUGACUAGUGACGUGAUUUCACGUACGGCUUUUGGUAGUAGCUUUGUGGAAGGAAAAAAGAUAUUUGAACUUCAACGAGAACUAGCUGAGCUAAUUAUAACGGCUUCCCGAUCUAUCUACAUUCCAGGAUCACAAUUUUUGCCAACAAAAAGCAACAAGAGAAUUAAAGCAAUUGCCCAAGAAGUAAAGGGUUUGGUAAGGGGUAUUAUUGAUAAACGAGUGACCGAAAUGAAAAGUGGGAAAUGUAGCAACGAUGACCUUCUCGGCAUACUUCUAGACUCCAACUAUAAAGAAAUUAAACAACACGGUAAUAACAAAUUUGGACUAAGUAUUGACGAUGUCAUUGAAGAGUGUAAACUCUUCUACUUUGCGGGCCAAGAGACUACUGCGACUUUACUUGUUUGGACAAUGAUUUUGUUGGCUCAACACAAAAAUUGGCAAGAUCAUGCUAGAGAUGAAGCUUUAAAGGUUUUCGGUGAGAAAAAACCUGCUAUUAACGUGUUGAGUGAUAUGUUGAGUCAGCUGAAAAUUAUUAAUUCAGUCUUCCUUGAGGUACUUAGGUUAUACCCUCCGGUGGUAGCAAUGACACGGAUGAUUCACAAAGAAACAAAAUUAGGAGACAUAAACUUACCGGCAGGAUCACUAAUUCAACUGCACACAAUGCUUUCACAUUAUGACCCUAAUAUAUGGGGUGACGAUGUGAAGGAAUUUAACCCAGAAAGAUUCUAUGAAGGUGUGUCAAAGGUAACGAAGGGGCAAUCAGUGUAUUUCCCUUUCGGAGGGGGUCCUCGUGUUUGUAUUGGACAAAAUUUUGCUAUGUUGGAAGCAAAACUGGCGCUUGCUAUGAUUCUAUCACGAUUCUCGUUUGAGCUUUCUCCAUCAUAUUCGCAUGCUCCACGUCCUAUCGUCACUCUUCAACCUCAGUUUGGCGCUCACUUAAUUUUACAUAAAUUAACUUGA
Molecule: messenger RNA, 1578 nt
Organism: Lactuca sativa (garden lettuce)
Lineage: Eukaryota; Viridiplantae; Streptophyta; Magnoliopsida; Asterales; Asteraceae
Product: cytochrome P450 CYP72A219
Molecular function (GO): iron ion binding; oxidoreductase activity, acting on paired donors, with incorporation or reduction of molecular oxygen; heme binding
Source: RefSeq, a predicted model, not a curated record